Molecule: messenger RNA, 1474 nt
Organism: Brassica oleracea var. oleracea
Lineage: Eukaryota; Viridiplantae; Streptophyta; Magnoliopsida; Brassicales; Brassicaceae
Product: O-acyltransferase WSD1-like
Exons: 7
Coding region: 1-1464 (487 amino acids)
Biological process (GO): triglyceride biosynthetic process
Cellular component (GO): plasma membrane
Molecular function (GO): long-chain-alcohol O-fatty-acyltransferase activity; diacylglycerol O-acyltransferase activity
Source: RefSeq, a predicted model, not a curated record
AUGAAAGAGAGAAUGACGGAUGAGGAGGAGGAGCCGCUCAGCCCGAUGGCCCGUGUAUUCCAAUCGCCAGACGUAGACUACUGCGCGGUCACCAUCAUGGGCUUCAAAUCCAAGAUUUGUCUAGACGUCCUUCUUGAUGCCUUGAAGCAUAUUGUCUCCAAGCUUCCUCGUUUCUCCACCAAACUGACUGAGAAUGGUGCAAAGUGGAUAGAGGCUAAAAUCAAUGUACAAGACCACGUAGUUGUACCAUACAUAGAUCCAGAAGAGAUAGGUGAAGAUGGACAAGGCUUUGUCGAUGACUAUAUCUCACGUCUCACGAUGAUUCCCCUUGAUAGAUCAAAACCCUUGUGGGACAUGCACAUCCUUAACGUCAAAACCUCAGAUGCCGAAGCAGUCGGUGUAAUUAGAUCUCACCAUUCAUUGGGAGAUGGAAUGUCAUUGAUUUCCCUCAUGCUUGCAUGUACCCAUAAGACAUUAGACCCCCAAAAUACUGCUAUUCCUUCUUUGAAACGGCGUGAAACGGUGCCGCAUGGCCUUAGAAAACAAGGCUGGUUCUUAAGGUUGAGAUGCACCGUUCGUUCUAUAGCGACACUGCUUUGGAACACACUUGUAGAUAUGUUGCUUCUUUUGGCGACUGUCUUGUUUUUGAAGGAUACAAAGACGCCUCUAACAGGUGGUGAAGAUGCCGGGAGGAAUCGAAAGAGAAUAUAUCACAGAGUUAUCUCUUUGGACGACAUAAAACUUAUAAAGAACGCUAUGAAUAUGACUAUCAACGAUGUUCUAGUCGGAGUUACACAAGCUGCUCUUUCUCGUUAUUUGAGCCGGCUAUAUGUUAAUGAACAAGGAAGGAAUAAUGAGGAAGAGGACGGAGCAUUGACAUCGUAUCCGAACCAUUUUCCAGAUAGACUACGUUUCCGUGUAGCCUGUGCAGUAAAUAUCAGGUCCGGCAUCGGAUUCAAGCCUUUGACAGAUAUGAUGGCCAAGGAUUCAAAAUGCAGAUGGGGAAACUACUUCAGCUUUAUCAUCUUGCCUCUUUCCAUCGGUUUACAAACCGAUCCAUUGGUCUAUCUAAAACUAUCCAAAGCCAUGAUGGCUCGAAAGAAGCAUUCUUAUCACGCUGCACUAGUGUAUUUUAUCAUUAAAAUGGUCCUAAUGGUGUUUGGAAUUAAGGCAGCAGCAACAUUAUUCAAUGAACCCGUGAAGAAUUUAACCGCAUGCGUUUCAAACGUCGUUGGUCCCAUGGAUGAAAUCAGUUUCCGUGGCCAUCCUAUCGCUUAUAUCGCUUUUAGCUCUUACGGACACUCACAAGCAUUAUUGGUACAUUACAUAAGUUAUGCGGGGAAGAUGAUGAUCUCGUUAGCGGUUGAUCCUACAAUCAUACCGAAUCUUCACAAGAUAUGUGAUGAUAUGGAACAGUCAUUGAAAGCGAUGAAAGCUGCUCUGUGGGAAAGAGGGUUACUCUAAAGGCUUAUGA